AUGUUUCGGGGCCAUUGGUGGAUGCAGCGAUUCGCGGCCCCGGAUUCACGACGGCUCAAGAGACGCGAUGUCGUCUCCUGGACGCUUGUGCACCAGCUGAUGCCCAGAGUUCGCCGCAAUGGUCUCAGGUCAAACGAUCGCUUCCGUUCGAAGCACGAGUCCGCCGCUCUGCACGGCUAUCGACGAAACAUCGUCCGGCAGCAACACGAGCCUCUCACGGGAUAUGCAUUCGAAGGCUCCCAUCGCUUUCAUUUGCAUGAACAGCGGUCUUGGACUCGGAGUCGAGACGUCGCAGGAAUCGCGGCCAGUGGAGCGCUCGGUACCGUACGGCACGAGCGGGACGUUGACGGAUCCAAGGCGUUUUGGCCUGCUUGCCGGCCUGGACUUGACGCUUACGGUACUUGUUGCACGGUGGACGGCAUCGCGUUCCCUAAACCCUCCUUCGGAUGGAACGCGCUGCACUUGCGCGUGCAGCGCACACCGUACUCGCCGAUGCGAUCUGCCCUGACUAGCGCCCGUGAUCGUAGCGUACGGCACCGGGCGCGGAAACGGCGGAGCGCAUACAGGGGAUCCCGCGGUACCCGUCAAGACCGUGUAUCGAGCGAUGAAGCGCGCCUUCAGAUGACGCAGUGCAGGGUGUGGCGGAGAACGUGCCGCGCGCACACAGGAACUCGUGAUACGAGUCAGGAGUCACGGCUGCACCCCAGGAAGGCUCGUGAAUCGCAACUUGCGCCUGUACAUGAAGUGCGUCGACGAUACCGGGGAGCUGCGAAAUCGGGACGUGCACGUUGGCCUCAACAUCGUUCAACAGCUGACGUCGGAGCUGGAUGUGCGGGAGGUACCGGCGUUUAUCACUCUGCAGGGAAUUCGGAGAAAAGAAAGAGGCAGGCACAGAAAGCGCACGACGACGACGCAUGGAUACGUAGCAAUCGGAAGAAUCGGGAAAGAUAG
This is a messenger RNA of Cyanidioschyzon merolae strain 10D, 951 nucleotides long. RefSeq lists its product as hypothetical. The transcript has a single exon. The coding region runs from base 1 to 951 and encodes 316 amino acids. The record is from RefSeq and is a predicted model, not a curated record. NCBI's taxonomy places the organism in Eukaryota, Rhodophyta, Bangiophyceae, Cyanidiales, Cyanidiaceae.